AUGUCAGAACUCACUGACGACAUGCCACCACCUGUUGACAAUACCACAAACCUACAAUUCUUCCAGGAAAGCCGGUGGGGGGUACUAGUACAAUAUGAUGGCUUUAUGGAAGGCUACACCACUCAAAUUGCGGACCUGACUCGCAGAGCCACCCUAUACAGUCAGAUCCGCGACGCAAUGCAUCCUCGCGAAAUAUUGGCCGUUCCCCACGCUACAGAGGCUGUAUGGACGUGGAGGAUGACAUACUAUAGUACAACACCGAAUAAGCUAGAGACAGUGUCGCUCGUAAUCUCGCUGCAGACAAGAUGUUCUUUCACUGAAACUCCAAAGCUGGGAAUUGAACUCGAAUCUCCAACGUCCUCAUAUCACACAAGCAACUUUCAUCGCGAAUACUGA
This is a messenger RNA of Penicillium robsamsonii, 396 nucleotides long. RefSeq lists its product as uncharacterized. Lineage: Eukaryota; Fungi; Ascomycota; Eurotiomycetes; Eurotiales; Aspergillaceae. The transcript has a single exon. The record is from RefSeq and is a predicted model, not a curated record. Bases 1 to 396 code for a protein of 131 amino acids.